Molecule: messenger RNA, 2438 nt
Organism: Dissoconium aciculare CBS 342.82
Lineage: Eukaryota; Fungi; Ascomycota; Dothideomycetes; Mycosphaerellales; Dissoconiaceae
Exons: 9
Coding region: 204-2438 (744 amino acids)
Molecular function (GO): protein binding
Source: RefSeq, a predicted model, not a curated record
AAGAGCUUCAGGCCGCGCUCUCAUUUCGAGUGCGAUGAGAGAAGUGUAGACUGUCAUACGUGAAUGCGACGCAUCCAGGACUUUUCUAUAUUUUCACUGGCCGUUCUCAAUUCAGAAAGACAGGCUGGAAAGUACAAGUACGACCCUACUUCUUCUGUCUGUCCUGCGACGCGCAUUCAUCGCGGCCAUGCGCUCGUUCAGACAUGGCCGAACUCAAGUCCCUGGUGUGGAGAAUUGAUGGCAUCCCGGCCGGUGUCACAACAGAUGAUUUGAAGGACUAUUUUGAGGAGGCCGAGCGUACACGCAUAAUUAUUAAGACGAUUGUCCCUAGUCUUGACAGACCGCGCCAUCGUCAAUGCGCCACGGUCGAGUACAGGCAUAGCAUCGGUGAAUUGGACCACGUCCCUCGACUACGGAAGGAAGUUCGUGACGAGUUAUACAUUGAUCGCGAUUUCCGAGGCUUCACACCUUUGUACUGGCCUAAAUCAGGCGAGUACGAUGCAGACAUCAUCGCUGUGACCGGCCUCGCUGGUCAUGCAAUCGGAUCAUGGUCUUCAUCGAAUGGGAAGAUGUGGCUUCGCGACUUCAUCCCAGACGACAUGCCUACCGCUCGCGUCCUCACUUACGGAAACACGAGCAGACUGACAGGGCCACAACUCUCUGUAUCAACCUUGAGAGAUUUGGCCGGAGAUCUCCUGACAAGCUUGUUGGGCAUUCACCGAAAAGAUGAUGAACGUCCAAUAAUCUUUAUUGGACACAGCCUCGGGGGCUUAUUGAUCAAAAUGGCAAUUCUACAAGCCAGAGACGAACGCGAAAUUCGUCUACCUGUACGAUCUAUAAUUUUUCUCGGAACACCACAUCGCGGCAUGAAUAUUGAGGCGCUUCGCACAAUGAUCAUGGAUCAGCCUCCGGAACAACUCGUUGGUGAGCUUGCGGAAAAUUCAACAACGCUGAAAGAUCUGCACAACAGAUUUCGCAUAGCUUCAAGCAAGAUGCACAUACUAAGUGUAUAUGAAACCGUGCCGACACCGACUGUGACUUUCGACAACAGCCAACAGCGGUGGCUCCGAAAUGGUCCGCCAGUCAUUCUCGUGAGCUUUAAUUCUGCUAUAGAAAGCAGGAGCAAUGAAACCACCAGGUCGGCAGAUGUUGACCAUUCCAAAAUCGCCAAGAUAACGAACAGAUUUCAGGGCAGUCAAUAUCCCAUAAUUCGAGACAUCAUUAGGGACAGCCUUGUGCCGAAAGAUCAGACCAAUAUGCUCAUUGACAAGGAGCUUGAACUCCUCGCGAUCAAAGAAAACUGGACAUCUCAAGUACGAAGCAAAUAUGAGCCUAAUGCAAUGGCGACCUCACAUUGGUCAACGUCAAAGUCAGAUACUGUUUCACACUGGUUAGAUAGCACGGAGACAGCCUCGAACGCUAGUCUCCCCGCGACCACAACGCCCACCAGUAUCGCUGAGACUUUUAGCGACACGCCGCAGGACUCUCUCGCUAUCAGGUCGACGUGUGCUCAUCCUGGAGAUAAUGUUUCGACAGAGGCUCCCGGAUCCGGGUUGUCUGAGAGAUCGGAAGCAUACGCGUCAGCGCACUCGGGUAUAGUUAGCUCGGAUAUCUUAUCGGAGAUUUUGGAGUUUGUGCUUGAACACCAAGUUGAUCACUCUAUUUCUGAACCCGGGCAGCUCAAAUCGAUUAACUCAACACUGGUUCAAGCUAUAAAGCUGAGGGACAUUCAGCAAAUAAGGACCUGUCUCAUCGCAGAUCCCACACUUCUCAAUCUCCAGGACGAGAACUUUGAAUCGGCACUACACGUCGCCUGCUCCCUAGGAUUCGAAAACGAGACCCGAAUCCUGAUCGCAGCCGGAGCCAACAUCAAUGCAAAGAACGGACAUAACCACUCGCCUCUAUCACGUGCGAUAUUAGCCGGGCACUCUCAAAUUGCAAAAAUGCUUCUUGAGAAGGGCGCUGACACCACCUUUAUGAACGAAACUCCGGGACAACACGACUUCUAUGGGCUCACGCCGUUCGACUUUGCUUGCGAGGAAGGACAUACGAACUCCGUCCGUGUCAUGCUGGGUCAUGGCCGAGAUCUAGGAGAAACGCGAAAGGGACUUUUCCUCGCAGCCCGCGCAGGGCAUCUCGAAACAUGCAAAUUACUAUUGGCUCAUAAGGUCGACUCCAAUUACAGUCACGACUAUUGGACAACUCUGUACGCCGCGGCGAGAUUCGGACAUGUCGAAAUUGUAAGAGUAUUGCUGGAUCACGGUGCCCGUGCAUGGCCAACCAUUGACUCCGCGACGAGAUUCAAUUUUCGGACUCGAGGAUCAGAUGUGCAGACGCAAUCGAUGAUAAUCUCAUUAUUGGAGAGCAAAGGAAUUUUCCAAGGCAAUACUUUUCUAUCAGUACUUUCUGCGAAAAUAUUCGGUGAUCUAUUCGGUUAG